GUGAAGGCUGGGGGCAGCCGGCGGCGAAGAUCCCCGCGGCAUGAGGCGGGAGGAAGCGAUGGUGGUGACCUCGGUGGCCGCGCCGGAGACGGUCCGCGACGGGGAGCAGCUUCGGCCGCCGGCGGGGCUGGGGUGCGGGGAGCGCGGGGAGCCCGGAGGUGGCGGACCCCAGGAGUCUCGCAAACAGUGGAAGAAAUUCUUGUAUUCGGAGCCACACAAGAGAAUUAAGGAAGUACUAGAAGAAGAACUUUAUAUUAAAAGAGACGAAUGCCACAUUAAAAACCCACCUGCAGUGGCCUUAGAAAGGAUUUGGAGCAUUAAAAGGAAUCUCCCUGUCGGAAGCUUGAAGCCAGGACUACCGAGCAGAAACAGUAUGCUGCCGCAAGCCAAGUACUACUCGAGGCAUGGAGGGCUGAGAAAGUUGCUGCUGUUUCUCUGCUGUCUUGGAUGAUCCAGGAAAUGAAGUCUUUGCACAGUGAGCUCACUUGAGAAAGAUGUUUCCUUCUUAU
Messenger RNA from Suricata suricatta (meerkat), 509 nucleotides. It is a transcript of the gene C11H11orf97, whose product is annotated as chromosome 11 C11orf97 homolog. Bases 41 to 451 code for a protein of 136 amino acids. The transcript has 4 exons. Gene Ontology annotation, cellular component: ciliary base. The record is from RefSeq and is a predicted model, not a curated record. NCBI's taxonomy places the organism in Eukaryota, Metazoa, Chordata, Mammalia, Carnivora, Herpestidae.